AUGUCGGACAAGCCGGAGAGCAGCAAGACUCAACUCGAAGAGGAUAUCAUCGAACCAUUGCUCCAAAAGGAUUUCUUGUCACAGUUGCCAGAGGAGGUUGCUUAUCGCAUCAUCGGCUAUUUGACACCGUGUCAUUUGACGGACCGCGAUGAACAUGUGGUCACUUGUCUACAAAUUCACUCUGGUCGUAUCGUAGCUGGUUAUCAUCAUGCGUUGCGGGUUUGGAAUGUUGAUGAUGCUCAACCUGUUUUCACUCUAACUGGCCAGAUGGGUGUUGUUAAGACGUCUCAAGUGAGCGAUGAUGGCAAAUACAUUGUCAGUGGCUGGACUGAUCGAACGGUGCGCGUUUGGUGUGGUCAAACCGGUGCACAGCGUCAUGUUCUGCAGGGGCAUACCAGUGAAGUGUGGUGCAUGAGUCUAUAUGGUACAACUCUUGUUUCUGGAUCGUGCGAUGGAACACUCCGAGUCUGGGACAUUGUCGACGGGAAAUGCCUUCACAUUUUGACUGGCCACAUGAGGCCUGUUUGUUGUGUUCAAUUUGAUGGAAUUCGGGUUGUGGUUCCUGCUAGUGAUUUUACUCUAAAGGUUUUGAAUGUACACACGGAGGAGUGUUUGCACACGCUGACGGGUCACACGGAGCCAAUCUAUUUACUUUUGUUUGAGCCAGAGCGCGAUCUUGUCGUGUCGGGUAGUCGUGACGGAUCGAUUCGCGUCUGGGAUGUGCAAAGAGGAAGAUGCAUCGCAAUUCUUGUCGGUCAUGAAAGGACCUGGGGCUCUGACAUGCAACUUCGCGGAAACAUUUUGGUCGGCUGCUAUGCCAACUCGGACGUCGGGGUUUGGGACAUUCGUGACGGUGGUUCAUGCAUUCAUCGCUUACAAGGCGUAAAUGGUCACACGUCAGCCAUCACUUUAUUGCAAUUGCUCGACUCGGGACUUUUGGUAACAGGUUCUUUCGAUGGCUCGGCCAAGCUGUGGGAUGUGGAUAAAGGUAUUUUCGUCCGUGACCUCGUUCGUCUUGGAUAUGGCGGUGGCAUUUGGCGUCUCAGGGCCGCCGAAACAUUGCUCAUCUGGGAGAUGUCGGACAAGCCGGAGAGCAGCAAGACUCAACUUGAAGAGGAUAUCAUCGAACCAUUGUUCCAGAAGGAUUUCUUGUCACAGUUGCCACAGGAGGUUGCAUCUCGCAUCAUCGCCUAUCUGACACCGUGCGAUUUGACGCUUUGUGCUGGCGUUUCGCGGACGUGGCAGCGACUUUGUGAAGAUGAUCGGACGUGGCGACAGAAAUGUUUGGAGAAAGGAUAUGUGAAAUUUGAUGCGCUAAGUUUUCGUUUUCUCGGAGGCUGGGCACGGAAUCGAGCAAAUGAGGAAGCUGGAAUCACAAUCUGCUCACAUAUGAGCCUUCAAGAAGCACAUCAGAAUCGACGAGAACGCGAGAUCGCAUAUGGAAAGUGUUAUGAGCGAUCGUCGUGGAAGUCGUUGUACUUGCGGAAGAAGCGAAUCAUUUCGAAUUGGCGAUCCCGACCGAUUCAAUCAAGCACUGUACUAAAGGGUCACGAUGAAUAUGCGAUCCGUUAUCCACAAAUUCACUCAGGUCGUAUCGUUGCUGGUUCAAAUGAUAAUACGUUGCGCGUUUGGAAUCUUGAUGAUGCUCAACUGACCUCCACUCUAAUUGGCCCGAUCGGUGUUGUUUGGACGUCUCAAGUGAGCGAUGAUGGCAAAUACAUUGUCAGUUUGUCGACUGAUCAAACGCAGCGGGUUUGGUGUGGUCAAACCGGUGUACAGCGUCAUGUUCUGCAGGGGCAUGCGAGUGUUAUUAACUGCAUAAUUCUGCAUGGCACAAUUCUUGUUUCUGGAUUAGACGAUGGAACACUCCGAGUCUGGGACAUUGUCGACGGGAAAUGCAUUCACAUUUUGACUGGCCACUUGGGGAUGGUUUGUUGUGUGCAAUUUGAUGGAAAACGGGUUGUGUCUGGUGCCUUGGAUGGUACUGUAAAGGUUUGGAAUGUGCAGACAGGGGAGUGUUUGCAGACGCUGACGGGUCACACCGUUUCAGUCGAAGCACUUUUGUUAGAGCCCGAGCGCGAUCUUGUCGUCUCGGGAAGUGAUGACAAAACGAUUCGCGUCUGGGAUUUGCAAAGAGCAACAUGCAUCGCAAUUCUUCUCAGUCAUUGGAGGGCCUGGGACUCUGGCAUGCAACUUCACGGAAAUAUUUUGGUCUCCUGCUAUACCGACUCGGACGUCGGGGAGGAUCGAGUUGUGAUCAUGUCAUUGAGUAUAUUGAGUACUGUUGAG
Messenger RNA from Mesorhabditis belari, 2289 nucleotides. Lineage: Eukaryota; Metazoa; Nematoda; Chromadorea; Rhabditida; Rhabditidae. The record is from the annotation of a GenBank genome assembly.